AUGGCGACAUCCAAUCCCAAGAUUAUUCUCGACAUCCCACCUUACCUGCGCGCCUACGAAGACGGCACCGUCGAGCGCCUCCUCGGCACCGAGACCACUCCUCCGGCAGACCCCGACCCCGCCACCGGCGUCUCCUCCAAGGACGUCGCCCUCUCGCCGGAGUCCGGCGUCUGGGCCCGCCUCUACCGCCCCGCCGGCCCCCUCCCCGGCCGCCUCCCCCUCGUCGUCUACUACCACGGCGGCGCCUUCUGCAUCUCCUCCGCCGCCGACCCCUUCUACCACCACAUGCUCAACGCCUUCGUCCGUGAGGCCCGCGUCCUCCUCGUCUCCGUCGACUACCGCCGCGCCCCGGAGUCCCCCCUCCCGGCGGCCUACGAGGACUCCUGGGCCGCCCUCCGGUGGGUCGCGGGCCGGGCCGAUGACUGGGUUCGGGACUCGGCCGACCUGGGCCGUGUCUUCCUCGCCGGGGACAGCGCCGGAGCUAACAUCUGCCACCACAUGGCGAUGCGGGCCGGGUCGGAGGGUCCGGGCCUCGAGAUCGCGGGGAUCCUGCUGGUGCACCCUUACUUCUGGGGGGAAGCGGCGGUCGGGGCGGAAGCCGAGAGCCCGGCGUUCAAGUCCGUGGUGGACGCGUGGUGGCGGUACGUGUGCCCGUCGGACAAGGGCUGCGACGACCCGUGGAUCAACCCGUUAGUGGACGGGGCCCCGGGACUGGACGGGCUGAGCUGCGGCCGGGUCCUGGUGUGCGUGGCGGGGAACGAUAUUCUAAGGGAAAGGGGGAGGAUGUAUUAUCGGGCCCUGGUGGAGAGCGGCUGGGCCGGAAAGGCCCAGAUCCACGAGACGGACGGGGCGGCCCACGUUUUCCAUAUUAUCGAGCCCGAUAGCGAGGAUACCAAGAAGCUGAUCCAGAAGUGCGCCGAGUUCGUUAACGGCGUGUGA
This is a messenger RNA of Striga hermonthica, 939 nucleotides long. The record is from the annotation of a GenBank genome assembly. NCBI's taxonomy places the organism in Eukaryota, Viridiplantae, Streptophyta, Magnoliopsida, Lamiales, Orobanchaceae.